Dreissena polymorpha is the source of this 512-nucleotide messenger RNA. RefSeq lists its product as uncharacterized. Lineage: Eukaryota; Metazoa; Mollusca; Bivalvia; Myida; Dreissenidae. The record is from RefSeq and is a predicted model, not a curated record. Bases 132 to 512 code for a protein of 126 amino acids. The transcript has 5 exons.
AUGAAUCUCAGAAACUGUACAUUCCACUAAUAGGAACAUUAUGUGACGGAAUACCUUACAUUGCGACAACAGCAGGAAGCAUCUUAUCAGAAAACCAAGGUUUGAUAUUGCCAUCUGAGCUUCUCGAGUUAAUGAUAGCUCAAAGGCUGGAAGUUCUCAGUCCGACCAACUAUCCGACGUCGAACAGAUUUGUUGCUUUGACCGGCCCAAUCAGCGAAAGUUCCCUAAAUAUCGAGGUCAGAGACUUCUUGUCUAAUUUAGCACAAAAAUUAAGGUCCACUUUUACGGAAGAUGAAGCUGUACAAUGUAAUGAUGAUACACGCGAUACCGCUGCUAUGGUCAAGAAUUCUAAACUCCGCCCGCUGUUGAUAUGUUGCAUUCUCGCCAAGGACAAAAAGCUUUGCUUACCCACGGUCUUCAAAGAAUGCAAACUUGUUGUAGACAAAAAUUUGGCGCAAGAAAACCACGGAGAAACGCUGAAGACGUUAAAACGUUGGAAGAUUGCAGACUGA